Messenger RNA from Hydra vulgaris (swiftwater hydra), 2303 nucleotides. RefSeq lists its product as uncharacterized. NCBI's taxonomy places the organism in Eukaryota, Metazoa, Cnidaria, Hydrozoa, Anthoathecata, Hydridae. The record is from RefSeq and is a predicted model, not a curated record.
ACUAAUUUUUUAUAACUUUAUGUAUAAGUCACAAAGAGUAAAUUCAAUAUGAAAGCUGUAAAAGUUACUUGUAAUGGGGAGUCAAAAAUUGUUGUUGCUACAUCCAAUGAUCUAAAUGCAUUUAUGGCAAAUAUAUGUUCUACUUUGGUAUUGAAAAGCUUGGUAUUAUUUUACCUUCACUUAAAAUCCGAGGACAAUUUGGUAGUGGACAAAUAUUAAUUCUCUCUCUCUCGUGUGCUGUGCUUUUAUUUAUUAAGAUUUAUGGAUUUAUCUGAUCCUCAUCUUUUAUGCUUAGUUAAACUUAUACAAAUAGUGCAGCUAUGUAUGUCUCCAUUAGUAACUGAUAUUUAUAUUAAGGACCUAAGGGUUUGUAUUCAAGCACAUCAAUGCAGUUUUUUUCAAUUAUAUUCAAACAGUUUUAUUCCAAAACUACAUUUUCUUGUACACUAUCCAUCACAAGCAUCUCAAUUUGGCUCAUUACGUGGGCAUCUCUGUCUUGCAUUUGAACGUAAACAUCAAGUAAUAAAAAAUUUCAGACAUUUCAAUUUUAAAAACAUUCCGUAUUCAGCUUGCAAAGCAAUGAUUGUAAAUACAACUGGAUUGUUUUUUAAUUCUUUUGGUGAAAGACGAUGUAAUGUUUAUGGAGAGGUUGAUCAAUUAAAGUUUAAGGAUGGUUUGAUUUCAAGUGCAGUCAUUAAUGGAAUAUUUUAUAAGCAAGAUCUUAAAAAUACCAUUUCCUGAAGCUGGAAUUCGUAGCAUUGAAGAAUAUUUUAGUUUUUCAGUGAUUGAGUAUUUGAAUGGAAAAAGUAUUCUAUCAACAAUAUAGAAAAACAGUUAAAAACCUCCUUAAUUAGUUAUUGCAGGGAUUUUCUGCCUCAAAGCAAUGAUUGAUGGGUAAGGAGAGAGUUUUUUUACACGUUUGAAAUCUUCAAUGAUAAGUCGAUUUCCAUUAUGUGUGGAGGACUGGGAUAAGCUCUUAGGUUUAAUAGCUAAUACAUUAAGACAGCAACAAUGGACUAAGUCAAACAAAGCCAGUCCAAAAUUUGGACAACUUUUUAAAUCCAAAAAAUCAUCUUCUUUGUUGGCGUUAGUAAAUUCAGCUGAACCUGAUUUAAGUAAAGAACAGUUACUUCAUGAAGUUGAGAUUGAGCUGCAGAAGAAUAAGCCUUCAACUCAAGUUUUGGCGAUUUUAAAUCGGAAUUUGUUUGAGCCCCAGAUAUUUAAAAGCAUCCCGAUUCGACUGCAAUUAUCUCCAUCUCUUCUUAUAAGCGAGUUUUGCAGGCUUUAUCCCAUGUUUGCAGAUUUCGAAAGUAUUUCUAAAGAGUUUUGCAAUUCAGUUUUUUCCGAUGGGUCGGUUUUAUUGAAUUUAAUAAAAUUUCAAAGUGAUGUCUCCUGUAAAAAGUCUUCUUCCAAUGCUUUCCAUGUAACUCAGUCUGAUAAUCUGGAUGAAAUGCUGGGAGUAUCGAUACCUGGUCCACAAGUAGUAUUCAAUGACCCAUUUUAGAAAGCACAGAUUUCAUCAGCCAGCGAAGUGUUUUGUUGCAUCAUUGCCAUUUACUAUCUUAUGGACUUGACAUAUCCAUCUAGUUAUGCGCAAACACUAGGUGUUUUACAGGAAAUUAUUUUGAAAGACACUUUUCUUUACAAAUCACAUAAAGCAACCAACUAUUUAAAAAAUGUGCACUAGUCACGUCACAACCAAUGAUAAACCUGUCAGAAGAAAUCAAAAACACAAAUGAAAAUUAAUGUUCACUUGCUAGAACUGCGCUGAUAGUUUAAGUUUAAUAGUUAGACUGCUAGGCAGAGCAAUUGCAAUUGAUAUUAAUAAUAAAAUAAUGGCUUAUUAUUUCCCAGCUUUUUUUGAGGACAAGAAUUUCAAAUAAGUAAUUGCAUGGAAUUGCAAUUAAUGCAACUAUGGUAACCUGACAUUAAGAUUGCUUAAUAUACUAUUUCUUUUGUUAUUAAAACGAUUCAAUUCAAAAUUUAGUUUAACUUAUGGAAAUAGUGCAGCGGAACAAGACACGCAACCUUAUUGACAUCAAAGAUCUGAACACAUUUUUUUCAAGCUUGCAGGCCUUACAUGAACGCAUGUACUCGUAAACUAUGCAACUUGAGUUGGUAAAUUAGGAAAUUUACGCUUUCUUUCCGAUCAAUGUUGAUUAUAUGCAGGAAUGGAACCCCGGACAUUUUAAUUCUGAAGCAAGAUACUAACUACUGUAUACUACUACUAAUAAGUACUAAUCUUUACUAUACUAAAUUUAUACAAAUAUCCUUUGCUAUACUAAAUCUAUACAAAUCUUCAA